Girardinichthys multiradiatus is the source of this 831-nucleotide messenger RNA. RefSeq names its product tetratricopeptide repeat domain 32 (gene ttc32). NCBI's taxonomy places the organism in Eukaryota, Metazoa, Chordata, Actinopteri, Cyprinodontiformes, Goodeidae. The record is from RefSeq and is a predicted model, not a curated record. Gene Ontology annotation, molecular function: protein binding.
AUGACGUCAUAUCCGCCCCCCUUUACUCUUAUGGAGAGCGAAAAUUCUCAGUUACUGGAAAAUGCGCAUUCUGAAUUUAACAAACGCAACUUUGACCAGGCGGAGGAUUUAUAUACAAAGUUUAUCUCUUCCUGUUUACAGUACAGGGACUGUGAAGCCUACAAAUUAGCCACCGCUUAUAACAAUCGAGGACAGAUAAAGUACUUCCGGGUGGAUUUUUAUGAAGCAAUGGAGGACUACACCUCCGCCAUUAAGACUGACUGCCAGUUUUCAGUCCCUUUCUACAACAGAGGACUCAUCCGCUAUAGAUUAGGCUUUUUUGAAGAUGCCAAAAGUGACUUCCAGCAAGCUCUCAAGCUUGAUGCAGAUUUUGAAGAUGCUAAAGUGAGCCUGCAGCAGACACUUCUGGAUCAACAGGAAAAGAUACACAGAGGAUACUGAUGGGCUUACACAAACAUCCGUGUGUAAGCUUUUGAUAACCAGGAUGCUUAGUGAAUGCUCUUCCAGAUGUUUGAGAACAUUUGGACAGAUUCUUGGUCUGAAUUGUCACACUGAACAUUAUAAAUUUUAUAGAUCAUUAUUUUUAUAAGCAGUGAAUGGUAGAAGUAUUAUUAAUCUGAUUGUGCAGAUUUGGGCAUUGUGUCCUAAUUUGAUUCUGGAUUGUAUGUAACUGGAUCUGAAGCUAUAUAUGAUUACACUGGAUUAGUAUAAACUGAAUUCAUGUAUUUUUAUAGAAGUAGAUACAAUUUGGAUUGGUUUGUCUUGUAAAGUGUGUUGGGAUGUCAUAUGUUGUGACUUCGCACUGUAUUAAUAAACUGAAUUGAAAACCUA